Trypanosoma grayi is the source of this 1647-nucleotide messenger RNA. Its product is annotated as MGT2 magnesium transporter. Bases 1 to 1647 code for a protein of 548 amino acids. The transcript has a single exon. Gene Ontology annotation, biological process: magnesium ion transmembrane transport. Gene Ontology annotation, molecular function: magnesium ion transmembrane transporter activity. NCBI's taxonomy places the organism in Eukaryota, Euglenozoa, Kinetoplastea, Trypanosomatida, Trypanosomatidae. The record is from RefSeq and is a predicted model, not a curated record. Gene Ontology annotation, cellular component: membrane.
AUGCAGGAUGAUUCUGGUGCUGCUGUUCUUUCUGACACCAGGCAGCCGUCGCAACCGGCCACGUACCCGUUAACGGUGGGUGCGGAGUGUGUACCGGUGAGUGAAGCCGCACCUGCCAGUCUGCUCCCCUCAUUGCCGGUGAAGGCACACGCUGGGGGCGCGCACAUGGGCGACCUUCGAAGCGAACAAGACCACUUGUGGCUCAUCUACCAUGAGGUGGGGACAUCGGCGCGGAUGAAGCGCUUCCGCACAGUCGUGGAGUUUGCGAAGUACACACAAGAGUUGAUGAACACGGAGCCCACUGUUAUUACUACCGCCACUACUGCUGCUGCAACAGCAAGCUCAACCCAGGAACAAGAAGAGAAGCAACUGCCGAGGGAAGGUGAGGGGAUGCAUGGGGGAAUCCAGUUGCCUGUGCAGCGUGGGAGUCUGCCUCAUGGGCGGAUGAGAGAGCGGAGACGCCGCCGCUCGCGGGAACCCAACACACCGUCAGGCAGUAGCAGUAGCAGCAGCAGCAGUGAUACUCCACUCACGCGGUCGUAUUGGCUUGAUAUCCAAUCUUCCAAUGAGGAGGUAAUACGCGACGCACUGCGGCUUUUCCCUAUCCACUCUACUACCGUGGAGGCGGUACUAAACCCGGAGAGUUUCGACAGCGCGGAGACGUACUCCUCGCUGGACUACGUCUUCUUGAACCUCGCGUGCAACCGCUUGAGUACGAGUGCGAAGCCCUUUGAGACGUUUGGAGGGGCGGUGUACGACACGAUGGGGGAGAACAUCGCCCUCUGCGGGGUUCUCUGCUUCGAGGAUUGGGUGGUGACGGUCCACUCGGCGCCGUUCGGCGGUCUGCUGGAAACUGUGCAGAAGAUACAGAGGAGGCAUGGCCUGCGGAGACACCACGCAGGGGGCCAGACAUCAGCAGUAUUAGUAGCUGCAGCAGCAGAAACGGCUGCUGCUGCGGCUGCUGUCCCUGCUGUGAUUGCCGGUGCGAAGAGCUAUGCACCGUUGCGUGCUGCGUGGGUGCUCGCGACGUUGGUGGAUUUCGUGACGGAGACGUUUGUGCCGGACCCGGCGUCGGUGCUGGCGCAGGUCGACGCGCUCGACGAGAUGGUGCUGCACAUCUCAGAUGAGCAGGACCAGCCGGACCUCCUGCGCCGCGUGGCGCUGCUGCGGCGCCGCAUCUCUACCCAACGCACUCUGCUGUACCGGAAGGAGCGGCUGGUGCGGCAACUACUGAUGCCGUUGAUGCGCACCUCAUUCGUUGCGCAGGACGAUGACAUCGCUGAUUUGUACAAACACACCCUGGUUUCCGUCGUGCACGUGGCAGAGCGCCUCGACAACGCGCGAGAUCUGCUGAACCACUCCAACAUGAAUUUCGUUGCGAUGGUCUCUAUGCGUAUGUCGCAGGACUCUGCGCGGAUGGACGUGAAGAUGCAGGUGCUGACCCAGGUCGCCACCAUCUGCCUGCCACUAAGUCUCGUUGCCUCCAUCUUCGGCAUGAACGUGACGGUGCCGUGGGAGCAGACGGGGGAGUUGAAUGCGUUCUGGGGCAUCAUCGGCUUCAUGGUUCUCUGGCUCGUCGUCUGCCUGAUUCCAACGCUGAUGAAUCUGCGCAAACACAUACGGCGGACGCCCAUCUCGGAUGGGUAG